AUGCUGGGCGUCGAAGAGCUUAGCCAGGGAAAGUCACCCAUUGACGAGUGGAGGGUGAAGGCUUACUACUUUGCAAGCUUCACAUUCUUUGCGACCUACGAGCGCUAUGCGACGCUGUACUUCGAAGCCGACGGCUUCCGCCCGUCCGAGAUCGGCCUGCUGAUCGCGGUGCGACGGUUUCUCCAGACGGUCGCGACGCCCCCGUGGAACGCCUUGGCAGAUCAGACGAAAAAGGCCAGGAGUAUUCAACUUGCUUGCUUGGUGGCGAGUGCGAUCCCAUUUCUGGCUUUGAGUGCUCCUGUGCACCACGAUUCCAAAGGUCUGAUUUUACGUGGCUUGGCGCUCUGGAUGUUCUCCUUGUUGGGCUCUCCGUCCACUUCCAUGAUGGACGCUGUGGCGCUGGCCGCUUGUGACCAGGAUGCUCAAAGGUGGGGCAAUGCUCGAAUUUAUGGUGCCGUUGGUUGGGGUAUGGCACACCUUCCUUUGGGCCUCUUGUUCGACCGUUUUGGCUUCGGCGUGAUGUUUGUGUCCUUUGUGAUCUCUGCUAUUGGGCUCUUUGGGGCUACCUGGGGUAUGCCUGAAGCAUGUGGCGAAGCUGAGGGUGAUGUUAGCCUGCAGUCCAUCUUCGGCAUUUUGAGGAGAAAUGUGGCUUUCUUUGGCAACAUUACGGUGCUUGGUGCGGGAUUUGCCAUGGUCGAAGGGAUGCUGUUUCUGCUUCUGCAGGAGAUGAAAGCAUCAACGCUGUUGUGCGGCCUCUCGGUGGUAGCAACCGUGAUUUUUGAGCUGCCAAUCUUUGCCAACGCGCAGUUUCUAUUGGAGCGAUUUGGUACCAGAAGACUGGUGAUAGCUGCGCAAGCCGCCUGGGUCGUACGCGCCUUCUUCUAUUCGCAGAUGUCGGCCGCCUGGAUGGUUUUGCUCGUUGAGCCUUUGCAUGGCGUGACCUUUGCACUCGCAUGGACUGCGGCCAUCGAUUUCGUGAAGCGCCCUGAGGUUUCGGGGGAAGGCUUGGAAGCAUCUGCACAAGGACUCCUGACAGCAUGUUUCCAUGGUGUAGGUCCUAUCAUUGGUCUACUUGGUGGCGGUGUGCUCUUUGAUUCUCUCGGAGGCCAUCAGUCAUAUCUCAUUUUCGCGCUAGGGGUGCUGGUCUCCGGGUGGAUCUACUGGAUACAAACCUCAGAUGCAGAAUUGCAGCAUAGUCCGUCCAGAGAGGCGAUCUCCUUGUCCAACGCGCUGGGCAAGCAAACCCCCACGGCGGAGCCUGAAAGCGAUGCCGAGCAAGACCACUUUGCCAAAGCUUGA
Molecule: messenger RNA, 1299 nt
Organism: Durusdinium trenchii
Lineage: Eukaryota; Dinophyceae; Suessiales; Symbiodiniaceae
Source: the annotation of a GenBank genome assembly